This is a messenger RNA of Drosophila innubila, 752 nucleotides long. Its product is annotated as glutathione S-transferase 1-like. The coding region runs from base 30 to 695 and encodes 221 amino acids. The record is from RefSeq and is a predicted model, not a curated record. NCBI's taxonomy places the organism in Eukaryota, Metazoa, Arthropoda, Insecta, Diptera, Drosophilidae. Gene Ontology annotation, biological process: glutathione metabolic process. The transcript has a single exon. Gene Ontology annotation, molecular function: glutathione transferase activity.
UCUUGGUCAGUCAGUAGCAAACUAACGUCAUGUCAAAAUUAACGCUUUACGGUUUCGAUCCUAGUCCUCCAGUGCGCGCUGUCAAACUGACACUGGCUGCGCUCCAGUUACCCUAUGACUUUGUGGUCGUAAACCUUUUGAACAAGGAGCAAAUGUCAGAGACGUAUGUGAAAAAGAAUCCGCAACAUACUAUUCCAAUGCUGGAAGAUGGAGACGCUUGCAUUUGGGACUCACAUGCAAUUAUUUGCUAUUUGGUAAGCAAAUAUGGAAAGGACGAUUCUCUGUAUCCCAAGGAUCUGUUGCAACGUGCUGUCAUCGAUCAACGUCUGCACUUUGAGUCCGGCGUAGUGUUUGCCAACGCUCUGCGAGCCAUCACCAAGAUGGUUCUCUUUAUGGGUGUGAAGGAAGUGCCAAAAGAGCGCAUUGAUGCUUUUAUCGAGGUCUACAACUUUAUGGAAGCCUUUUUAAAGGAUCACGAUUACGUUGCUGGAGAUCAUUUAACCAUUGCAGACUUCAGUCUCAUCUCAACGAUCAGCUCAUCAGUGGCCUACGUGGAGAUCGAUUCCUCCAAAUGGAAGAAGCUAAGUGCAUGGAUUAAGCGAAUGGAAGAGCUUCCGUACUACUCGGAAAAUUCCAUUGGAGCUCAGCAGUAUAUUGCCAAAGUUAAAAGUAUACAAUUUACUGUCGCAGCUUGAAUUCAAUAUUGUCUAAACUUGUUAGUAGCAUAAUAAAAACAAAACCCAAAAACAACA